This is a messenger RNA of Topomyia yanbarensis, 4002 nucleotides long. RefSeq names its product zinc finger protein chinmo (gene chinmo). The transcript is spliced from 8 exons. The record is from RefSeq and is a predicted model, not a curated record. Gene Ontology annotation, molecular function: protein binding. Gene Ontology annotation, cellular component: nucleus. Gene Ontology annotation, biological process: regulation of transcription by RNA polymerase II. Lineage: Eukaryota; Metazoa; Arthropoda; Insecta; Diptera; Culicidae. The coding region runs from base 1944 to 3326 and encodes 460 amino acids.
GCCGUGUAUUCUGUGCGUGCACUUCGAAGAAAAAUCAAAAGAACCAAAACCGUUUGAACCGACUAUUUUUGCGCGGAAUUUUUAUUGGAAUAACAAAACUUGCGGAAAUAGCUGAAACAACAAAACAUAAACAAAACACAUUGAUUCGCAGCAACAACAAGUAAGGAGAGAAACAACUGGAAACAAGACAACAGGAGCACGCAAUCGGCAAGGUGCAUUUCGGGCUCAGGAUCAACGAGACAGUUUUGUGAUAACCGGACUUGAUAAUUGAGAGAUUAUCACUGCUGAGAUGGGGAGAAUAAAAUAAGUUUCAUUGAACAAAAUAAGUGAUUUUUUUGGAGGAUUUGCGCGUAUUCGCGGUCCUGAACCAGUCGGAUUGUGCAACAAACAAGUGAACAGUGUGAUCCGGAACUUGAAGAUUGCGUUAAGUAGCUUCCCAGGGUGGCGGGAUAACCAGUCAGCGACAUAAAAUAGUUCGGGGUGAAAAUAUUGUGUGAUUCUGAGAUAUACGAAUAUUUGCUAACAAUAUUUUAAAAAGUAGUGAAGUUCAAACGUAAGCGGUCACUAAAUCCCAUACGAACCAGUGCUAAAUUAAAAGUGAACAGUAGAGAACCAAAAAAAGCAGCAUAAACGUUGCUUUGGGGGUGUUGCACUUUUUCCUCCCCUAACACAGACGCACAUCUGCAGCCACCGACGUCCGGUGCCCCGCCCGCCGCCUGGUGGGUGCUGCAGGAGAAAACCGAGUUUUCCGAGUUUGCACAAGUGCAAGGGUGCAACCGGCAGUUCGUUUUCGAGCAGCAAUCGAGGAAGUUGUGAACCUGAAUUCCGGACCCCGGCAGGCCUUGGAGCAGAACCGCGAGCUAUACCACUCAACAAGCCGCCCCCACCCAUCGGGAAUGGGAAGUGGUACUGAAAGUAAUUAAAAUUUGUCCAUGUGAAGUUUGAAGGAUAGCAAUUUGGAGGUUUUCUUUGGUUUCGCGAAAAAAAAGUUUCGGCAUAAAAAGUGGUGAAAAUUAACAAAUUUCGGAUUUUUUUUAUGUUGUACAAAACGUACGAAGGCUCAGAAAGCAGUUGAUAGAACUUAUCUACGGGGCAGUUAGCGGUUAGUUUGUGAAGCAAACGAAGAAAUUGUAGGUUUAAGGCCGAACAGCAAAAUUUAGCAGUGUGUAUAAAAGUGUACAUUUUGGAAGUUAAUAAGUUUAAAAUUAAUCAUUAUAUCGCUAUAAUCCCCCAAAACGGAAAGGAAGAACAGAAAAUUUCCAACUAGUUUAAGUUAGAGAGAAAAUGAUCAUACAGACCGGUAAGGUCAAGUGCUCGCCGAUGAAAAUCUCGCAAAAUUUUACCAGCUUGGCGAAAAGCUGCAUCAGCCGCAGCAGUUGCAGCAACAUCAGCAGCAGCAUCUGCAUCAACGUCCGCAGCUGCAGCAGCCGCAGUUUCCUAUGAACGGCCGCCUAGCAAUCGUCUCCAUGAGUAGAACGCCGGAAGUUGUCAAGAAACAACCCACCCGACCCAAACUAAUGUGAAGCUCGAUGUAGAACUUUUCGACCCAAAAAAAAACGUAGAAACGUAUACCUUUCGGUUCAAAAUUAACAUUUUCGGCUCAAAAGAACGGUUUGACAUCUAAAUUUUUCGAAAACAAAGAAUCUUUUUGGAAAACGAAAACACACCCCAAAACAAACGAAGAUUAUCAAUUGGUUAUCAAAAAUAGAAAAAAAAAUAUUCAAAAGUUUGAGUAGAGCUCUGCGCUUGUUUCGGUUCGCGUUGACAAAGAUAAAGGAGUGCGGUUGUUGGAAGUUUCGAAGAGAUUCGUAGUAAUUUUCGAAAAGAUCCCAACAACUCAUCUCAAGUGACAGGUUGUCGACAGAGACAGCAGUAUCAGAGCCAUCGCCGCCGGCACCGUCCUUCAAAACGCCACACUGAACGCAAUCCGCCCGCCAGUCACAAUGGAUCAGCAGCAGUACUGUCUCAAAUGGAGCAACUACUCGUCGAAUUUGGCGGCGGCCUUUUCCAACCUGUUCGAUUCGGCCACACUGACAGAUGUCACGCUAGUCUGUGGAGGAACAAUCUUCAACGCUCACAAAGUCAUCCUAGCGGCUUGCUCGAAAAACUUUGCCGAUCUGUUCGAGCGAGCUCCGGUUGGCACGGGACAGAUAUGUGUGAUGCUGGAGGCCACCUCGGCCGACAACAUGCACGCUCUGCUCGAGUUUAUGUACAAAGGCGAAGUGCACGUGUCACAGAAAGCGCUGGAAAGCUUUCUGAAGGCAGCUGAGAAUUUGCAGGUCAAAGGUCUCACGACAGAGCACGGUAAAUUCGCGAGCGCCAAUGCUGCCCAGCCGCAAACGCCCAACAACCUGCCAUCGCCUGCCGCUCGCCGGCAGCAACGAAACUCUCUGUCGGCUUCGCUCGAGUCCAUCAAUCGGGUCGUCAAAAAUGAAUCGUUAGCCGGAAGUGGAGGAGGAGGAGGAGGAGGUGUAACAGGUGGCGGAAGUACAACGCCAAAUUUCUCAUCCUACCUCCAACCGUCGUAUCUGCCGCAACCGUAUGAAAGCUCCCGCAAACGUUCGAUCCGCAGUCCGUUCUACGAACAUCAGGAAGCGACCAGGGGUAGCGUGCUCCGGGAUGGCAAGGCAAGCGUUGGUAAUGACAGUCCUGUGAGCGGCAGCAAAAACUAUCGUCCCUCGAGCAGUGGAUCAUCGGCAGCACCGACGGAGGCGGACACGGUACACACGGAUCGGGAUUCACCGCAGCAGUCAAACCGCUAUGAAAACCACAGUCCUAGCACGACACAUCACGGCAACGGAAAUGGACCAGUCUCAUCGAACACGCUGGAACGAGAUGAACGAAGCGAGCGAGCGUUAUCCGAAGACAAGCUAAAAACUGAGAUCAGGGAAAGCAACGAGACUGGUGCUGAGGAUCUUCGAGUGAAAAUGGAAAUACGACCGAUUCAAUCGCCCCUGACCUCGUCUGCACCGGCAACGCCAACGACACCGGUGGGAUUCAUAAACGUGAAAGGUGGGCUACCCGGUGGACUGGACGGAUCGAUGCCUUCGGUUGAUGUGUUAACGAUGCUGAGCGCUCAGCGGGCCGGUGUAACCGCCGCGGACGGUUCCCUGCCGCCAGGUAAGAAGCUACAGUGCCAUCUCUGUGAUCGCCAGUACGGCUACGAGACGAAUCUGCGUGCGCACAUCCGCCAGCGACAUCAGGGUAUCCGCGUGCCAUGUCCCUUCUGCAGUCGAACGUUCACUCGUAAUAAUACGGUCCGGCGGCACGUGGCGCGGGAACACAAACAGCAGGAACAGUACAUGCAGAACCAGCUGCACAGCUAAGAAGUUGCCGCUGGCUGACAACUGUGACGGGACGCGUCGAACGUAUGAAUUAAUUGCCAGCAGAACAUCAGCCGUUAGAAAGAGAAAAAAAAUAAGCUAACUCGCAAGCAAGCUAAAGCUAAUCAAGUGAUAGGGAAGGAAAGCUGAAAUCCGAAAUUUAUUUCGCAAACAAACUCUGAAAUAAACACCAUUAACGAACUAGGCAGUACGACGUGUGUAUAGAGGCACACGAGAAAUUGGCACAGCUGAAACCGAAACAGCGAACCAGCGGGUGGUGAUCAAAACAGCGCCCCCGCCAUAUUUUGAGAUGUAUUUCACGCUAGCCACUGAAAAGUGAUACGAAUGCUGGGAACUGAGAACCAGAAUCCAGCCAUAGUUUACCAAUGUUACCGGAUGCAAACUGAUUGCAAUAUUUAAGUUCUUUUUUAUUACCCUUAGCUUCUCCCGAAGUUUACUCCUUUUUCAUCAAAGUUCCUCUUUUUUAAACAACUGUACUGAAUUUCUUAUUUUUGUGUGUUGGGCCUCUUCCGCGAACUAGCUGGAGGGCUCACAGCAUUCUUUCAAUAUUUAAAUGCGAAAGAUAAACUUAAUCACCACAAGUGUCAUUAUUUAAUAAUUUUAAAGAGGAUAAAUCAUAGUUGAAGUAUAACAAUUCACAAACGUAACUGAUACAAGA